Messenger RNA from Pogoniulus pusillus (Red-fronted tinkerbird), 1987 nucleotides. It is a transcript of the gene INKA2, whose product is annotated as inka box actin regulator 2. Lineage: Eukaryota; Metazoa; Chordata; Aves; Piciformes; Lybiidae. Gene Ontology annotation, molecular function: protein kinase binding; protein serine/threonine kinase inhibitor activity. The transcript has 2 exons. The coding region runs from base 61 to 1074 and encodes 337 amino acids. Gene Ontology annotation, cellular component: nucleus. The record is from RefSeq and is a predicted model, not a curated record.
CCGUCCUCUCCCCGGGCGGGCGGGCGGAGCUGGCAUGGCAGCGCCGCGCUGAGCCGGGCCAUGGACCAGCACCUGCGGCGGCUCAGGCAGGAGCUGCUCUCCAUGAAGGAGGUGGGGGACGGGCUGCACGAGCAGAUGAACUGCAUGAUGGGCGCCCUGCAGGAGCUGAAGCUCCUCCAGGUCCAGACAGCUCUGGAGCAGUUGGACAUCUCGGGGAGCUGUGGCACCGUGCCUGGCACUGAGCAGCACCAGUGCUGCUGGAGCAGCAGAGACCUGCCCGGGGCCCAGCAGGAGCAGCGGCUGCGUGGGGAGGUGCUGCUGGAGGGGCACAGCUCCAGGUCCCUCGCCUGUGCUGGGCUGCAGCCAGAAGGUUUGUCCCAUCCUGCUGCGCUCCUGGAGAGCAACCGCCCCGGGGACACUCCCUCCUCCUUCAGGAGCCUCUGCAGCGAGGAUGUCUGCCCCCCAAAAGGACCUUCCUGCACCUGGAGCAGAGCAGAGCAGAUCCACCCAAGGACAUUUGAGCCCAGCAGGCAGGGCAGAGCAUGCCAGGAGUGCCCAGGCUGUGAUGAAGGCCACGACUGGACAUCCUCCCUCAUGUCCCAGAGCAGGAACCGGCAGCCGCUGGUCUUGGGGGACAACAUCUUUGCAGACUUGGUGGGGAACUGGUUGGAUCUGCCAGAGCUGGAUAAGAAGGGGGAGAAGGGCGAGGCCUCCCUGUCCAUCAGCAGGUCCCAGGAGCUCUGCAGGAAGUUCUCCCUCACAGCCAACAUCUUCAAGAAGUUCCUGAGGAGCGUGCGGCCAGACCGGGACCGGCUGCUGAAGGAGAAGCCUUGCUGGCUGCCCCCCGAGGACAAGCAGCCUGCAAUUGCUAAGAGACCCAAAAAGAUGAACAAACUCAAGGGCACAUUUUACUUCCCGCUUCAUGGGAGCAUCCAGAACCAUCACAGCAAAGCUGAGAGGUGCCCAAAGGCAGAAAGCAACAGCGAGAAAGGCAAAACUGGCCCCAGGAAGGUUCCUGAUACCUUAGACUACAGCCAGUCCGGGUUUGACAUCAACACAGCUGUUUGGGUCUGAGCUUGUCCAUGUUCUCUGCUCUGCUGAGCACAUUUCCCACCAGACAGGAGCUGGAGGCUGUCCACAGCUCUUCAGGAGAGCCCUGAGCUCCAACUGGACUGUGAUGAGGAACCCUCUGCGUAGCUGUGGGCUUCAGCCGCCUGCAAGUGGCAUCCUCUGGAGAACUGCAGCUUCAGGAGCUGGCCCAGCCCCUCCUGGGGAGGCUUUUGGGGACUGAGAGUUGCUAAAACAAUCACAGCCUUUAGCUGCUUUAGAGUGAGUGGUGUCAGGGAUGGCUUGGGGGUAGCCUCUUCAGCCCCAUGCCAUUGUUAAAGGUUGGAGGAGCUGAUCCUUGGGGUCCUUUCCAAGCUGCCAUCCUGUGGGAGCUGCAGCACAGGCACCCCCCCCACCCCUCCAUGUGUGUGUCCAGGUCUGCAAACACACCCCUAGUUUUGUGAACGAGAUCUGCCCCUGCUCCUGUGCCCUUGGGCCCCCUGGUCUCUGACCCACUUUGAAGCCCUCUGCCUGGAGUUCUUCUUCAAUUGGAGGAACUGAGUUUGGAUUUCUGAGGCUGGAGCAGCUCCAGGUGGGGGUGUGGAGCCCCAACUUUGCUGCCUUUCAGCUGUCAGUUGCACCCCAGUUGCACUCCCGGCACCUCUCCUUGCCCUGCCAGUUAAAGCAGCAGCACACAAGGCUCUGCUGGUGGCAGUCUGUGACCUCCAGUGGGUCUUGCUCCUCUCCCAGUGCCCUUGUCCCUGCAGGUCACACCAGCUGCAGCAUUGCACAAGUUAGCUGUUGGAGUUGCUCUGAGACACCUUUCUGCAGCAGACCUUGUUUGUCGUUGUUUCCUGUGGUGUACAACCCCCUCUGGGCACAGCCAGGCUCUCCAGUGCCACCUGGCCCAGCCUUACCAAUAAAGUGUCCCCAGUCUCCA